Molecule: messenger RNA, 420 nt
Organism: Peronospora matthiolae
Lineage: Eukaryota; Oomycota; Peronosporomycetes; Peronosporales; Peronosporaceae
Source: the annotation of a GenBank genome assembly
AUGCAGGUGGCGAGUGAGGCUGACGUCCUCAGUACGAACCCGUUUGCCUUUCGAGGUUUUGUCUCGCCUCCUCCCUAUUCGACGGUUCAGCUCGCCACCGGACAGAUGCAUCCAGAUGCUCGUAUCUGUGGGGACCCAUCCAGGAGGUGGUGCUUAGCUGCAUCGAUAGCAAACAGUCAACUAGGAGGGAGCUCCACUCAUUCCACGGGGCAGCCGAUUUUUGGGAUAGGAAGGAGGGAGUCGACCAGUAGGCCUUUAAAUCAGAAAAGCGCUCGACCUGAUGCCGCGAGCAGAUCGCCAUCGGUUGAGCUACUGCGUCUGCGUUCUGAUCGCGAACUCAACGGACCGACGGGAUUCGUGGUAGAGACGAGGCUCUCGACUCCGUCUUCGAUCCAUCCGGCGCACGACACAUGUGUGUAG